Messenger RNA from Zootoca vivipara (common lizard), 2648 nucleotides. It is a transcript of the gene NR2F1, whose product is annotated as nuclear receptor subfamily 2 group F member 1. The record is from RefSeq and is a predicted model, not a curated record. Gene Ontology annotation, molecular function: DNA-binding transcription factor activity; zinc ion binding; sequence-specific DNA binding. Gene Ontology annotation, biological process: regulation of DNA-templated transcription. Lineage: Eukaryota; Metazoa; Chordata; Lepidosauria; Squamata; Lacertidae.
GCGAGAGACCCCCAAAGUGUCUCGUCCAGUCUCCUCUCGCGUCUUCCUCCUCGUCGUCGCCCUCGGGCUGGUCGGCGGAGCUUCCCGAAGCGCCUUUCCUGCAUGGCUGACGCGCUGCCUCGGACUUGGCCCCCGGACACCCGCGCGCCCUGAGCGGCAGCCGCGCCUCGGCUUCCCGUGCGGCUUUGCCGGCCUCCCUGCGCGCCGACGGGCGCGAUCCAGCAGCGGCUCUCCCGGCCGGGCCCCAGCGGCUUCGGCGGCGAGCAGUGGCGGCGACGGAAGCGGCCGCAGCCCCGGCAGAGAGACCAGCUUCUUCACCAGCAGCAGCGGCGGCAGCAGGAGCAGCUUCGGCGGCGGCGGCGGCGGCAGCAGCAUCGCGCGGCUCCGGGCUCCUUCCUUGCUGCUGCUGCCUCUUUCGUGCCGGUCGGCCGGGCGGGCGCACCGCUAGCCCGCCGCGGACGGUGCGGGGCUGGCUGGCCCGGCAGGGUGUCCGGCGAGCCGGUCGCCUCCUCUUCCUCCCUUUCCUCCUCCUCCUCCUGCUCCUUCCCCCCGUCGCCCUCUCCUCCCUCUCCUCCCCAGGGUCACCCUCCUGAAUGCCUCUCCCGACAGCCCGCUUCGCCCUGGCUGCUUUUGCAACUUGAAAAGGGACACGUUUCUGGGGGGGGAGGGAGGGAAGGGACUGAGAGAAGAAGCAGGAGGAGGAGGAGAGCGGGGGACACCAUCCUGCUAGACAGGGGGGGUUAAACCCUCUGGAAUUCCAUUGUCUCCCCCCUUGCCAAAAGAAAAGAAAAAGAAGCCACUCCACAUUAGAGAGAGGGAAAGAGAAAGAGAGAGAGAGAGAGGAAGAAGGAAGGAAGGAAGGAGGGGGCAGGGCAGCAGAAAGAAGCAGAAAAAGAUCGGCAGCGGAGAGGCGGCGGCGGCAGCCACAGCAGCAACAGCCGCGGAGAGGCGGGAGGAGCCCCGAUCCCUCGCCUCUGCCCCCCCCCCGCGACAAACCCAAGCAGCCGCCCUUCUCUCCCCCCUUACCCUACCCCACCCCCCUUCCCCACCCCGACCCCGACCCCCACCCCUCCUCCUCUCCCGGCCUCUUCUCCGGCAGCCCAUCAUCACCACCAGGCACCCCCCUCUUUUUUUUUCCUCCGUGGGCCCGAGAUAUGGCAAUGGUAGUUAGCAGCUGGCGAGAUGCGCAAGAGGACGUGGCCGGGGGCGGCCCCACCGGAGCAGCUCAGCCGGGCCGGGACCCGCAGCAAGGGGCCUCGGCUGCCCCCCACACGCCGCAGACGCCCAGCCAGCCGGGCGCGCCGUCCACGCCGGGCGACAAGGGGCAGCAGCAGCAGGGAUCGGGCCAGAGCCAGCAGCAGCAGCAGCACAUCGAGUGCGUGGUUUGCGGCGACAAGUCCAGCGGCAAGCACUAUGGGCAGUUCACCUGCGAGGGCUGCAAAAGUUUCUUCAAGCGAAGCGUCCGCAGGAACUUAACGUACACUUGCCGGGCCAACCGGAACUGUCCCAUCGACCAGCACCACCGCAACCAGUGCCAGUACUGCCGCCUCAAGAAGUGCCUCAAAGUGGGCAUGAGGCGGGAAGCGGUUCAGCGAGGAAGGAUGCCUCCGAGCCAGCCGAACCCGGGCCAGUACGCGCUGACCAACGGCGACCCGCUGAACGGCCACUGCUACCUGUCGGGCUACAUCUCGCUGCUGCUGCGCGCUGAGCCUUACCCGACGUCCCGCUACGGCAGCCAGUGCAUGCAGCCCAACAACAUCAUGGGCAUCGAGAACAUCUGCGAGCUGGCGGCGCGGCUGCUCUUCAGCGCCGUCGAGUGGGCCCGCAACAUCCCCUUCUUCCCGGACCUGCAGAUCACCGACCAGGUGGCCCUGCUGCGCCUCACCUGGAGCGAGCUCUUCGUCCUCAACGCGGCCCAGUGCUCCAUGCCCCUGCACGUGGCGCCCCUCUUGGCCGCAGCAGGCCUCCACGCCUCGCCCAUGUCCGCAGACCGCGUGGUGGCCUUCAUGGACCACAUCCGCAUCUUCCAGGAGCAAGUGGAGAAGCUCAAGGCCCUGCACGUCGACUCGGCCGAGUACAGCUGCCUCAAAGCCAUCGUCCUCUUCACCUCAGAUGCGUGUGGCCUCUCGGACGCGGCGCACAUCGAGAGCCUGCAAGAGAAGUCUCAGUGCGCCCUGGAGGAAUACGUGCGGAGCCAGUACCCCAACCAGCCCAGCCGCUUCGGCAAACUGCUCCUCCGGCUGCCUUCGCUGCGCACAGUCUCGUCGUCGGUCAUCGAACAGCUCUUCUUCGUCCGCUUGGUAGGUAAAACCCCCAUCGAGACGCUCAUUCGAGACAUGCUGCUCUCCGGCAGCAGCUUCAACUGGCCUUACAUGUCCAUCCAGUGUUCAUAGAGCACCUCCUGGGCUCCCCCGCUUAGAGACCCUGAGAGGAGGAAGGCCUCCAGCCCAGCCAGAGACCGGCCCAGACAACCACCACCUUGGGGGCGCACGCAGCCGGGUGGGGGGAUCCGAGGAGAGAGAGAGAGAAGCAGAAAGAAAGGGAGGAGGAGGACACAGAGAGAGAGAGAGAUAGGAGCAGACCCCUCAGACACUGCACGAAAGACUCGCUUAGGAUCAGACCCCGGCUGAGAGAGGCGGUGAUGGUGA